Rhinichthys klamathensis goyatoka is the source of this 3585-nucleotide messenger RNA. It is a transcript of the gene slc16a4, whose product is annotated as solute carrier family 16 member 4. The record is from RefSeq and is a predicted model, not a curated record. Gene Ontology annotation, biological process: transmembrane transport; monocarboxylic acid transport. Bases 737 to 2419 code for a protein of 560 amino acids. Gene Ontology annotation, molecular function: monocarboxylic acid transmembrane transporter activity. NCBI's taxonomy places the organism in Eukaryota, Metazoa, Chordata, Actinopteri, Cypriniformes, Leuciscidae. The transcript has 12 exons.
UCGAUCUGAAUAUCUAUGCAUUCAUAAUUUGCCCCUGAAGCUGUCACAGUGUAGUGACCUCUUUCAAAUACCCACAGUCCAGGAAAGCCUCUGAAAUUUGUUCCACUUGAAUACUUGGCUACUAGGUUUCGGUCACAUGGUCAUUAAAUGCACUAGGGGCCAGUAUUUGGCUCUGCACAGCCUGAGCGCAUUGCAUCCGAUCUGUGCCGGUCAGAUGUGACCCUCGAGAUACUCAGAGACUAGGGGCAAACUUUCAGAAAGUAAGAGAAAUCUAGCGCAGGGAGUCCAGCCAUGUUCAGGGAUGAUUUUGAUAAGAUAUACCAGCACAUAGGAGGAGCUGUAACCGGGGAAUCCACGGCUGUUGCCCGCAGCGCAACCGCAGAUGCGCGCAUUAGGAAACGUCUACACAAAUCAAGUCUUAACAAGUGAAAUCUGGAAUAAACUGACUGAUACCGUUUCGGAAAAUAUGGUGUAAAGUACUGCACUCCAGUAGCGCGCACUCACAUGAACGCCGCUGGGCUCGCGCGAACCACACACGAGCGCUAUGCGGCUGCGGACAGCGCGCGACAGCAUCAGCUUUGGCGUUUGGGAAUCUAAAUGUUUGAUGUGAAGACACUGGGAGCCAAUGUGUGGAAAUGUAUUUCUGUGAAUGUUCGUCAAAUACGGGAUCUACUAGUUGAGCUUCAUACAGAAGAUGACACUUAAAUAAGGCCCUUCAUUUUCAAGUGCUACAACUAUGCUGCCAAAAGAGCAACACUGUGAUGGCAAGGCUGCCAAAACCUCCUGCAAUGAAGAAAAAGCCAAGGCCAUGAAGAAUGAAAAUAAUGAGGUUGUGUAUGUGGACCCACCAGAUGGCGGUUGGGGUUGGAUGGUGGUUCUGCAUUGUUUUCUGGUGAACGUGUUGGUGAUGGGUACAUUGAAGAGCUUUGGUAUCUUCUUUGUGGCACUGCAGGAUGAGUUUGGAGGCUCGUCCGAGAGCAUCAGCUGGAUUGGAUCCAUAAUGUCCAGCCUCAGGCUCUCCGGAGGUCCGUUGGCCUCGGUGGCCUGUGCCAAGCUGGGGAACAGGGUUACCUCCAUAGUGGGGGCGCUUUUAGUCAGCGCCGGCUUUCUCUCCAGCAUAUUUGCCACCAGCGUGAUCUACCUUUACAUUAGCAUGGGGUUAGUUGUUGGUCUCGGGUUUGCUCUUCUUUAUCAGGCCACCUCUGUUGUAACAGUGACCUAUUUCCGAAAGAGACUGGCAACUGCAUAUUCUAUUGGACGCUCUGGCAUGGGUCUGACCUUUGCCCUCGCUCCUUUCACUCAGCUGCUUUUGGAUCAGUAUGCUUGGCAGGGAGCUCUGUUGAUUUUGGGAGGUUUGAUGCUGAACCUUGUGGCUUCUGGGAUGCUUUUGCGGCCCAUUAACGUUAGACCUCCAGCUUUACACAUGUCAAACUCCACCCUUCAUCAGGCUGGGUCAGAGAAAGAUCCUCUUAAGAACAAUAUGAAUGGCAACACGCCUGUGUCCAAUGGCACUUCCAAAAUGGACAGCUCAUCCACCAAUCACAGGGACACACUUAUAAUAGAGAACCCAGCUCAUGAGCAGAACACUCUUCCACAUCCGGAACUCAAAAAAUCCAUCCAGAAUGGGGUGAACGGAACGGAUGGCAGCCAAGUUAAAACGUCCCCUGAGAUGAAUGGGGUUUCUCCUGUGGAUGCGUUACUUGAGAACAGCAAAACAGAAACUCUUCCUGAAAACCCCCAAAAAGUGCUGGACUUCUCGCUGUUGAAGAACCCUUUCUUUUGCAUCUACACCUGGUCGCUAGUCUUCAGUCAGCUGGCUUAUUUUAUCCCUUACUUCCAUUUGUCUGCAAGGGCCCGGAACCUGGGCAUCGACCCCAUGGAUGCUUCCUUCAUCAUCUCUGUGGCUGGUAUAACAGAGACGAUGUCCCAACUUGCAUCUGGUUGGGUGACAGACAGGAAUCUAGUUAACAAAUAUCACUACCAUAAGACCUACCUGAUCCUGUGUGGUGUGGUCAAUCUUCUCUCCCCUCUGGCCACCUCCUACAUCUUGCUCAUGGUCUACGCUAUCUUCUUUGCCAUCUUUUGUGGGGGGUACAUGGCCCUACUACUUCCUGUCCUGGUGGACUUGGUGGGUUCUGAAAAGCUGAACAACUCGAUGGGGUUCUCAAUGUUCUUUGUGGGGCUUGGCUGUCUCACAGGUCCUCCUCUUGCAGGCUUCCUGUACGACUACACACAGACCUACGACUGCUCCUUCUACCUGGCAGGUGCGUGUUACCUGUUAUCAUCAGUUUCUCUCUUUCUCGAGCCUCUGGCGAGACGCUGGCAAGCCCGAAAGAAACGGCUGGAGACGAUGAGUGAAGAAUUGAUGUGGAAUAACGGCUGUUUCUGCCCGGCGCCUCAGAGGAAUGGUGUUGUAUAAUAAAGGAAAUAAACUCAAAGCCAUUUUACUUUCCACCAUGUCAUGUGGUUCUGAUCGGAAGAGAACCUGACCUGAACAUUUGGCGGGACCACAGUGUGGCAAGCAAAUGAAUGUUCAUUUGAAUAUAGAGACCAAUAAAUGAAUGCUUGAGGACACUACAAUGCAAACUAUUUUGUUAGUGGGUGAAUGAAAAUGGAUUUUGUUGAAUCGGUUUGAUAUAUAAACAAAUAGUAUGUUUCCCUCACCGCAAUCUUCAAUGACAAUCAAAUCAGCACAAGAACAAAAUGAAGUCUUCAUCACCACAUACGCAUUUAUUUUCCAGCACAUUAUGAAUCAGGAUCUUCCUUCACUAGAAAGUUCCUCGAAAGCUUCCACUGACACAUUUUACUCACUUAGGCAAAUAAACUAGAACUAAAAUAAGGGUAUUUUGUCAGAUGGUGAUGGGUCUAUGCAAUAAGCCUAAGACGGCUGCUGCUUCUGUGAGUCCCCAUUUUGAGCCUUUAAUGCCUGUUCAUGUCUAUUGAUGUGUAUCAGUUGCUACGAAGCUGUGUAAAUGACUACACAAUGACUGAAAACAACAUAGAUUUUGUUUUGCCGUCAGUGCCCCAAGUGGAAUACAUUUGGAGGCAGAAUAUUCCAGACAUGGACUUUUCUUCUCACUUGUGCCAAUUCAGUCACACUGUCAUUCACUACUGACAACAACCAAGAGAUUUGCUGGAACAAGUGAAUAUUCUUCUGAUGCUAAUGAGCCAAGUGUUGCAAGAAUUAGGUCAUUGGGUUCAUGUGUACCUGUACGAGAGGCCCAGAUGGUGAGCCUUUAUGUGGAGAGUUUCUCGAAAGUGCAAAUCCUUUAUACUUAUUGAAUUUUUUUAUUUUUAGGUUUUGCUGGGUAAUCUACAGUGCACUAUGUUUUUUCGCCACUAUUUGCCUUUGUACACAAUGACUGUGCUAAAUAUCAUGUAAUGAGAGCCAAAGAUGCAAUAGAAAUAUAAUUGUUCAAUCUAUGCCUUUGAACAUGUCCUUUGUUUAUAGAAAUACAAUCUAGUUGCUGCUCCGCACGUUAGUUCCCUCAUGAAGUUCUGCGUGAGCUGUUGCCCUCUAGAGGCACUAAUGAUGUACUGCUACUGGAAUGUUGUAUCAAUUAACAUGCAAUCCAUGUUCUGGAA